Messenger RNA from Haliotis rufescens (red abalone), 2714 nucleotides. RefSeq names its product platelet endothelial aggregation receptor 1-like. Lineage: Eukaryota; Metazoa; Mollusca; Gastropoda; Lepetellida; Haliotidae. Bases 94 to 1290 code for a protein of 398 amino acids. Gene Ontology annotation, molecular function: scavenger receptor activity. The record is from RefSeq and is a predicted model, not a curated record. The transcript has 6 exons.
AUUCACACUUUAGAGUCGUCUACCGCCUAGCACAACACGGAGGUCUAUGUGGCACGGACAUACAUCAGAUAGUUUCUGCGUACAACUGUUAACAUGGAAUUACAUCAACUGCUUGCAAUAGCCAUAUGCAUGUACCUACAAAGUAUCGCUAUUGUUAACGGUAUAGACUACCAUUGCCUGUCGGUAUCUGAGUCCGGGACAUGUGAGGAAUGUUAUAUUGGAUGGUAUGGUGGUUACUGUGAAAAGAUGUGUCAACACUGUGACACGGGUGGAUGUCACAAAACAACAGGAGUGUGUAUUCAGUGUGAAACUUGCUAUUACUCUACAAACUGUUCACUGACAUGUCCACCUCAGUGUAGAGAGAGCUAUGGUGACAGUGUCUUCUGUGACCGUACAACAGGGAAUUGUCUUGAAGGCUGUAAACCCACAUGGUGGGGGGACAAAUGUGAACACAAUUGUGGAAAACAGUGUACUGAUUCACAGUGUUUCUUUUACGAUGGGUCAUGUGCAUCUGGAUGCAAGGACGGGCUUUCCGGGUCUCAUUGUGACAAAACAUGUUCAGUGGGAUGUCUCCACGGCAACUGCAGUCAGCUGACGGGGAUAUGUCUUCAUGGGUGUAAACCUGGCUUCUAUGGGCCCUCCUGUGACAGAAACUGUACUGAUAAAUGUCUUGAUAGAGAUUGCAGUACAGAGAUUGACGGAGACACUCCUCGCUGUACCCACGGCUGUGUACCUGGCUGGAAGCCUCCUCUCUGCGAUAUCCCUUGCCUACCUAACUGUCUAUCCUGCACUGAAGCUGGGGGGUGUACAUCGUGCAAGGCAGGGUUCACAGGAACUAGCUGUGAGAAGAAGAAAUGCAACUGUUUAAGGUCCUGUUGUAGCGAUGACAGAAUUUGCGAUGGAUGUCUUGACUGGUGGCAGGGACAGACCUGUGAGUUGGCCUGCUCUCAAAACUGUCUCAAUUGUCAACAGAAGAGUGGCAACUGCAAAACACGUCGCCAAGGGUUGACAUAUGAUGGAAGAAGUCAAUGCACCUCCAUGAUCGAUGGUAACGGAACCUCUCAAUUCACCGACGUCCCAACUCAAAGGCAAGAAUCACAUGUUCCCAUUGUGAUUAUUUCAACCAUAGCCUGUCUUCUUGUAAUCGGAGUUUUAAUCGGGAUCUCUAUCGGAUUCCGAGGACGCAUUCUGUCAUCAUGCAUCAAACACGCCGAGGAUGAAAACGCUCCUGAUAAAGAGGCGCCGGAAUUGGUAACAAUCGACUUGCUCGCACAAGAUCGUGACCUAUAAGAAGAUGUAUAGUUUGGUAAUGAGUGUUAAUUAGUUCCAACAUAGUCACUAAAAGGUCUAUCUUGAGACAAUCGAGAGUUCUAAUUUGUCAGGGUCGAUCGACCAACAUAUCUACUUUUAAUAUCAUCUUUUUUCAUCAGCACAAACAUGUCAUUUUGAUAUAUAUCAGAAUUGUGUAUCGUAUAUCAUGCAUGAUAUUCCUUACAGUUUAAGACCCAUUUUGUGAUCUUAAGGCUUAACAUACGACUUAAUGAAAGUACUUGACAUGUUGAUGCAUCACACGGUUAUAGUAACUGUUGGUAUCAUGCUCUAGAUCUGGACGUUCAUGCAUAAGUUUUCUGCACUAUUUUCAUGUUGAAAUCAGUGUGUAUCCAGAUUAAUACUGUGGUGACUGUAUACACCAGACCUUCAGCUGCCUCGAAAGACUUUGGUCUACAGAACAUAUGGAGUUAUCCGGAAACAAGAGAUAUAUUAAUAUUUGAAAUAUGAGUACAACGCUAUAUAUGACUAAUGCGUGUAGUAUAUACAACACCAAAACUCGCUGCAAGUCAUCAGUGCAUGUUAACAACACAUCUACACAUAUAUACUGCUUCAGGGUGUACUUGUUGCCAUAUUUAUCGGCAAGAGUCAUCUGUCUAUGGUAGUCUAGUUUUUAUUAUAGAACACAAAUACUGAAAACAAUCAAAUUUACAUUUUAAAUACUGCACUGAUUCCUGAUUCCUGAAUUUGUAUCUACAAGCAAACUAUUGUCAGAUAUAUCUCAAUACCAACGACUGCGCAUAACAUAAAUGAAAUAAUACACCUUCUUGGCGUAAGGAGUAAAGACAUAAAAAAAUUCCGAGCGAGGCCUUACACUUUUAGCAAAAACUCAUGUUACCAUAUGCAUGUCAAUGAGGAAAAUGCCAGCUCAUGUCAGUAGAUGUCAAUCAAUAUAUCGAUCGAUCUACGUAUGUACAACUGCAGUGUUCGUGUUCCGGAUCCCUUGGCAUAAUAUAUCCACGUUUGGAUGAAACGCUGUCGAAUUGUUACAUUGAAAGGGAGAAAUACUCAGCAUAUAUGAUCAACUAUUGUUUACAUGUGUGACCACUGACAAAACAUACUCUUGGGGAGCAUAUUACGUCUUUUUUUAUUUUACAUGAACAUAUUUGAAGAUGGAAUUACAAUAUGCCGUAUGUAUGCCGUGAUUAGUAUUUUAGAUCUUCUACAUAUUCAAUGAGUAUUAUCACCUUAAUGACGGGUACUACAAUGUACUUACAUCUAUAACAGUUUCCUUUCUAGAAGUGAGUGUAUGUUAGGGUAUCCAUAUCUACUGUUUGUGAAACAUGCCAAUAAGCAGGUAUCGACCUGCUGUCCUGUUGUACCCUAUGUUACCACAAGGGUCGUAACACCUGAUUUUUGACCAGUUGGAUUGUCCACCAAAACCA